Messenger RNA from Orbicella faveolata, 1004 nucleotides. RefSeq lists its product as uncharacterized. Lineage: Eukaryota; Metazoa; Cnidaria; Anthozoa; Scleractinia; Merulinidae. The record is from RefSeq and is a predicted model, not a curated record.
UUCGAUACUACGAAGAAACGCUUUAGAAAGGAUUCCAAUGCUUGACUGACACAUACAAGCUGCAUUUUGCUUGCGCCGUCAAACAAGGCAUCCUGAUCUUCCUUGAAGCAUGGUAACAAACACUCAGCGCCUGAUUUUCAUUUACCUCUCAGUCUGUGUUCUGCUGUCCGUUGGAUUUGAAGUCAAAUAUCUAAGAUAUUGCGGACCACCAGACAAAACCUUCAAGUACAAAAUUACGCCAUGGCCCGAGCUGAAGCCCGGUAAACCAGCAAAUGUUACGGUCUCUUUCACUCCCGUUGUAGACAUCUUUUCAUCAACACUGCAGUUCGAACUGAUCUCAGAAAACGACGGACACAUCAUAUUCAGAGAAGCACCGAGCAUGCAAUGCAAUAAAUGGCCCCAAAUUUGUAAUUUAGCAAAAGGAGAAACCUAUACCUUGAAAUACAACUACGAUGGUAUUAGAGCUGUUCCUCCUGGCUUAAAGGGAACCGUCUAUGGCAAAGGUGAACUCUACAAUCAAGAUCAAGUUAUGUGGACCUGUUUGGAGGGAGAAGCAGUUUUGUAAACAAACAACCUUAUUUACAAUUCAUUGUAAAUACAAUGAAUUAAAAAGUGUAGCACUAUUCUUGUUUCAAAAACUCGUUAAGCAUCUUUGUUUUAAGAUUUUUCUUAAAGUUUACUGAACAAUUAAGAAGCGUAGUAAUGAGUUCUUUCAAUUAAGAAGCGUAGUAAUGUUUUGCUGCAGCAUUCUCAAGUUUUCAAAAUUACACGUUACCCGUAGUAAACAUCCACAGUUUUCUGAAGUUUUCGUCUCAGCUGCCUUAGAAAAAACGAUAGGACUGAAAAAUCGCGAGGCGGAGGAGAGGGGGACAUGUUACUGUUGCAGUGGCGAUGUAACACAUGUUUUUGCUUAUAUGCUUGCUUAUUCUAUACGUAGAAGGCCCAGACUUUUAACAAUUCAGAAUAAAAUGUGCUUAGAUCUGUUACGUUACAGGCACUCAUAA